GUCGUUGUUUCUUAAAACUAUUCAUCGUCAGCAACCUCGUCAUCUUAAAAAAUUAGAAAAAUUGGAAGAAAAAAGAGAAAUAAAAAAGGGGUGGAGCCUAGACACCUUCAACACAUAUUUUUAAUUAAAGACGCCCUUUUUUCGGAAGACCUUUCUCUCCGCUUUCCCCCCAUUAUUUUCUAUUAUUAUCUAACUGAUGAAAAGCCGAAAAAACGAGCCCACUUGGGUGACUAAGCCUCUGCUUAAACGCUCUCAUUCAAGUGACUCUUCAAUCGAUGAAUCAACUGUUAAACUCACAAAUUAUGGGAUAUUCUAUUACACUCAAGGAGUUGAUCUACUUCUUUUAAUUACUGGAACAGUUGCAGCAGUUAUUCAUGGAGCUGGUUUUCCGUUACUUGCUAUUGUUCUCGGAGGAAUGACAACAGUGUUUUUACGAGCUCAAAACUCGGAUUUCGUCGUUGGUGUGGAUAAUGUGAACCCGGAAGGAUUGGUCCCGAUAUCUCUAGAUGAAUUCAACUCGGAAGUUGUCAAGUAUUGUAUCUACUACCUGGUUCUUGGUGUACUCAUGUUCUUCACUUCAUAUGUACAAAUCGCUUGUUUUGAGUCGUACGCAGAGAGAUUGGUGCAUAAAUUAAGACAAAACUACCUGAAAGCCAUACUCAGACAACAAAUUCAAUGGUUCGACAAACAACAGACCGGAAAUUUAACGGCUAGACUCACGGACGAUUUGGAGCGUGUCCGUGAAGGAUUAGGUGACAAAUUCGCCCUUCUUGUUCAAAUGUUUGCUGCUUUCUUGGCUGGAUACGGAGUUGGCUUCUUUUAUAGUUGGUCAAUGACACUGGUUAUGAUGGGAUUUGCUCCGUUGAUUGUGCUCUCUGGUGCCAAAAUGAGCAAAAGCAUGGCAACGCGAACAAGAGUUGAACAAGAAACGUAUGCAGUCGCUGGUGCAAUUGCAGAAGAAACAUUCUCUUCGAUUAGAACAGUUCAUUCAUUAAAUGGACAUAAAAGAGAAUUGGAUAGAUUUUAUAACGCAUUGGAAGUUGGAAGACAAACUGGAAUUGUUAAAUAUUGUUAUAUGGGUAUUGGAGUUGGGUUCAGUAAUUUGUGUAUGUACUCUUCAUAUGCAUUGGCAUUUUGGUAUGGAAGUACUCUGAUUAUCAAUGAUCCUACUUUUGAUCGCGGUCUUAUUUUUACGGUUUUCUUCGCAGUUCUCUCGGGUUCUACAUCUCUCGGUGGCGCCCUUCCACAUCUUGCAAGUUUUGGAACAGCUCGCGGAGCAGCUUCAACAGUAUUACGUGUAAUCAACUCGCACCCAAAAAUCGAUCCAUAUUCACUUGAAGGAAUUCUCGUGGACAAUAUGAAGGGAGAUAUUUCAUUCAAAGAUGUUCAUUUCCGAUAUCCAUCUCGAAAAGAUAUUCAUGUAUUAAAAGGAAUUUCUCUGGAACUGAAAGCUGGUGAUAAAAUUGCUUUGGUCGGUUCAAGUGGUUGUGGAAAAUCAACAAUUGUUAAUUUACUUCAAAGAUUCUAUGAUCCAACAAAAGGAAGAGUUUUAAUUGAUGGAGUUGAUUUACGAGAAGUAAAUGUUCAUAGUCUUCGUGAACAAAUUGGAAUUGUUAGUCAAGAGCCAGUACUUUUCGAUGGAACAAUUUAUGAAAAUAUUAAAAUGGGAAAUGAGCAUGCUACUCAUGAUCAAGUCGUUGAAGCGUGUAAAAUGGCAAAUGCAAAUGAUUUUAUCAAAAGAUUGCCUGAUGGAUAUGGAACAAGAGUUGGAGAAAAAGGAGUUCAAUUAAGUGGAGGACAGAAACAAAGAAUUGCCAUUGCACGUGCUCUUGUCAAAAAUCCAAAAAUCCUUUUGCUCGACGAAGCCACAUCCGCUCUCGACACGGAAGCUGAGAGAGAAGUUCAAGGUGCAUUGGAUCAGGCACAAGCUGGAAGAACGACAAUUAUCGUAGCUCACCGAUUGAGCACAAUUCGAAAUGUUGACAGAAUAUUCGUGUUCAAAGCUGGAAAUAUUGUUGAAUCUGGAAGUCAUGAGGAAUUAAUGAGCAAACAAGGAAUCUUCUACGAUAUGACACAGGCUCAAGUUGUUCGACAACAGCAACAGGAAGCAGGAAAAGAUAUUGAAGACACUAUUUCUGAGUCAGCUCAUUCCCAUCUCAGCAGAAAGUCUUCCACAAGAAGUGCCAUUUCAAUUGCAACAUCUAUUCAUCAGCUCGCUGAGGAGGUUGAGGAAUGCAAGGCUCCACCCACCUCAAUGUUCAAAAUAUUCAAAUUCAACGGAGACAAAGUCGGAUGGUUUAUUGGUGGAAUUUUUGGAGCAUUUAUUUUUGGAUCAGUUACUCCAGUUUUUGCUCUUGUAUAUGCUGAAAUUUUCAAUGUAUACUCUUUGCCAGCUGAUCAAAUGCAAGCAAAUGUGUAUUUCUGGUGUGGAAUGUUUGUUCUUAUGGGAAUCACUUUCUUCGUUGGAUUCUUCACUUCUGCAAAUUGCCUCGGACGAUGUGGAGAGUCACUGACAAUGAAGUUGAGAUUUGAAGCAUUCAAGAAUUUAUUAAGACAAGAUAUCGCUUUUUAUGAUGAUUUGAGACAUGGAACUGGAAAAUUGUGCACAAGAUUUGCAACUGAUGCUCCGAAUGUUCGAUAUGUAUUCACAAGACUUCCAGUUGUUUUAGCAUCAAUUGUGACUAUUUGUGGAGCUCUGGGAAUUGGAUUCUAUUACGGAUGGCAACUUGCCUUGAUUCUUGUCGUAAUGGUUCCACUACUUGUAAUGGGAGGAUAUUUCGAAAUGCAAAUGAGAUUUGGAAAACAAAUAAGAGAUACUCAAUUGUUGGAAGAAGCUGGAAAAGUAGCUUCACAGGCUGUUGAACACAUUCGAACAGUUCAUAGUUUAAAUCGUCAGGAACAAUUUCAUUUCACAUACUGUGAAUAUCUUCGGGAACCAUUCAAUACUAAUCUGAAACAUGCACAUACAUAUGGAGCUGUAUUUGCAUUCUCUCAAUCUCUUAUUUUCUUCAUGUAUGCUGCUGCAUUCUAUCUUGGAAGUAUUUUUGUAAAUCAACAAGCUAUGCAACCAAUUGAUGUCUAUCGAGUAUUCUUUGCUAUUUCAUUCUGUGGACAAAUGAUUGGAAAUACUACAUCUUUUAUUCCUGAUGUCGUAAAAGCUCGUCUUGCUGCUUCUCUUUUGUUCUAUCUUAUUGAACAUCCAACACCUAUUGAUUCUCUAUCUGAUAGUGGAAUUGUGAAGCCGAUAACUGGAAAUAUUUCAAUCAGAAAUGUAUUUUUCAAUUAUCCAACAAGAAAGGAUACCAAGGUUUUACAAGGAUUCACUCUUGAUAUCAAAGCCGGUAAAACUGUUGCACUUGUCGGGCACUCAGGAUGUGGAAAAUCUACAAUUAUGGGACUGCUGGAGAGAUUCUAUAAUCAAGAUAAAGGAAUGAUUAUGAUUGAUGGUGAUAACAUCCGUAACCUAAACAUCAGUUCACUUCGCGAACAAGUAUGUAUUGUAAGUCAAGAGCCAACGUUGUUUGAUUGCACAAUUGGAGAAAAUAUUUGCUACGGAACAAAUCGAAAUGUUACAUAUCAAGAAAUUGUUGAAGCUGCCAAAAUGGCAAAUAUUCACAAUUUCAUUCUAGGAUUGCCAGAUGGUUAUGAUACUCAUGUCGGAGAGAAAGGAACUCAACUUUCGGGUGGUCAAAAACAAAGAAUUGCCAUUGCACGGGCACUUGUUCGAUCUCCUUCUGUUUUACUUUUGGAUGAAGCAACUAGUGCAUUAGAUACGGAAAGUGAAAAGAUUGUACAAGAAGCAUUGGACGCCGCAAAACAAGGUCGCACGUGUCUUGUCAUUGCUCAUCGGUUGAGCACAAUUCAAAAUAGUGACGUCAUUGCGAUCGUCAGUGAGGGUAAAAUUGUGGAAAAGGGAACACAUGACGAGUUGAUAAGGAAGAGUGAAAUAUAUCAGAAAUUCUGUGAAACGCAGAGGAUUGUCGAAAGUCAAUAAUUUAAAUAUGUAUUAGAUUCUCAAACACGAGUUUACAAACUAAUUUGCAUGGAGUUUCAUUUUUUUAAUGUUCAAUUGAAACAGCUUGAUAUUUAAAAUUUAAAUAUGCUCAUCAAGUAAAAUUUUUAGAAAAUUUUGUAAACCCGUAAUAAUUUUUUUGUCAUCUAGGUACUUUGCUUUUUCCCCAAAUAGCCUUUCCCUCCAUCUUGUGUAUUUUGUGUGAAAUUCUUUGAAUUGUGAUAAUUAUCUUUGAAUUGUGAUAAUUGUCUUUUUGUUUUCUUUUUUAAAUAUAUUAUUUACCAUUUUCACUGCAUAAAUAUUUUUAUUUGAAAAAAAA
This is a messenger RNA of Caenorhabditis elegans, 4331 nucleotides long. RefSeq names its product ABC-type xenobiotic transporter (gene pgp-2). Lineage: Eukaryota; Metazoa; Nematoda; Chromadorea; Rhabditida; Rhabditidae. Gene Ontology annotation, molecular function: ABC-type transporter activity; nucleotide binding; ABC-type xenobiotic transporter activity. Gene Ontology annotation, biological process: xenobiotic transport; transmembrane transport. Gene Ontology annotation, cellular component: membrane. The transcript is spliced from 14 exons. The record is from RefSeq and is marked reviewed. The coding region runs from base 197 to 3994 and encodes 1265 amino acids.